AUGCCGCACUCCCAACCCGAUGAGGUCCUGACGACGGACGAGUACAGCCUUCGAGCUAUCGAUAACCGUUUACGAGAGAAGAGCCGAUUAUCUCUCGUUACAGGCUCAAGUGGCGGUAUUGGAUCAGCAUGUGCUCGAGCCUUAGCUGCUGAGGGAUGCGACGUCCUCCUACAUUAUUCUUGUAGUCGGGAGAAAGCAGAAGUUCUGGCAACAGAAUUGAGAACCAGAUACCCGUCGCAACUCUUCGUCCCCGUCGAGGCAGACCUCUCAUCCCGGGAAGCAACCAGACGCCUCGUUCCGAGCUGUUUGUCUCACCCUGACAUCGCGAACAAGCACCAAGCCAUCUCCAUCCUAGUUGCAAACGCAGGCUUAGGACGUCGCAUCCGGGACCCAAAGGACAUUGAUGAGGAUGACUGGGAUGAGAUGCUCGAAGUCAACACGCGAAGUCAAUUUGUUGUGACAAAGGCUUGCUUGUCAGGUAUGAGAACCCAGGGUUGGGGAAGAGUGGUUCUGAUUGGGAGUAUUGCGAGUAGAGGAGGGGGGCUGAAUGGGUGUCAUUACGCUGCUUCUAAAGGCGCCCUUUGUUCGAUGGGCUUGAACUUGGCAACUCUACUUGCACCAGAAGGCGUGACAAUCAACAUGGUUCUACCUGCAAUGAUUGGCGCAACUGGUAUGAUCCCAGAGCCCAAAAGCAAAACUUGGAAGAAGGAUGUCAACAUGCAAAGCCUCAUGGCCUCAGACCCUGGUCUAGCUAUCGCUGGCAGUGUUCCUGUUCAUAGACUGGGAGAUCCUGAGGAGGUGUCGAAUGUUGUCACUAUGUUCGUUAAGACAGGUUACAUAACAGGGCAAGAGGUUGUCCUUGCUGGCGGACUUAAAUAG
Molecule: messenger RNA, 879 nt
Organism: Microdochium trichocladiopsis
Lineage: Eukaryota; Fungi; Ascomycota; Sordariomycetes; Xylariales; Microdochiaceae
Product: short chain dehydrogenase
Exons: 5
Coding region: 1-879 (292 amino acids)
Molecular function (GO): oxidoreductase activity
Source: RefSeq, a predicted model, not a curated record